Messenger RNA from Arachis ipaensis, 375 nucleotides. The record is from RefSeq and is a predicted model, not a curated record. NCBI's taxonomy places the organism in Eukaryota, Viridiplantae, Streptophyta, Magnoliopsida, Fabales, Fabaceae.
CAGGGUUCGACUGGCUUUCCAAGGGGGCGACUUAGAAGAGGACCUAAUGUGAUUGUUGCAAAUGUAGCUUGCAAGGCUAGAGGCUCUGAUCUUAGGGUUCAUUUCAAGAAUACCAGGGAGACUGCCUUUGCAAUCAGGAAGCUGCCCCUUGUUAAGGCAAAGAGGUACCUGGAGGAUGUUCUGGCCCACAAACAGGCUAUUCCAUUCCGACGCUUCUGCGGUGGUGUUGGGAGGACUGCCCAGGCCAAGAACAGACAUUCCGACGCUUCUAUAAAUAUUUUAUUAGAAAAGUCUAGGAUAGGGGCCAGCACUUUUUUAACAAUCUGGCCAGCACUUAAUCAUCAAAAGAAAAGUGAGUGAUCUCCCACCAUUGGA